Strigops habroptila (Kakapo) is the source of this 4059-nucleotide messenger RNA. RefSeq names its product RNA polymerase III subunit G (gene POLR3G). The coding region runs from base 1644 to 2420 and encodes 258 amino acids. The record is from RefSeq and is a predicted model, not a curated record. Lineage: Eukaryota; Metazoa; Chordata; Aves; Psittaciformes; Psittacidae. The transcript is spliced from 13 exons. Gene Ontology annotation, biological process: cell population proliferation; transcription by RNA polymerase III. Gene Ontology annotation, cellular component: RNA polymerase III complex.
AGAAAAUCCCACCGCCCAGGGGCUUGUGCGCGAACCACUCCAGCGCCGACAUUGUCCAGCCGGCGGCUCAUAUCCCCGCGGCGGGGCGGGGCGGCGCCGCGGCCGGCCCACUGCGGCACCCGCGGGCGGAGAGCGACGGAAGGGGAGUCCUGAGGGGGAUCUCCGAGGGGACGGAGGGGGUGAAGCCGCCUCUUCUGUCGCGACAGGGCCGGGCGGAGGCGGCCGAGACCCGUCUGCGGCAGGGGAAGCAGAGCCGAUCCACACACCAUCGAGAUUUUUGCUCUGAGGAAAACGCACAGUAAGGCGAGCUCAUCCCAGCGCUGGGUCUCCUCACGUCCACUGCCAUCCCACCGACUGCUUUUCAUUCCCUGCUGACUGACUGAUCGACAGCUAACUCCAGAUGGCUGGGUCAAGUAGAGGAAGAGGACGUGCUGCAUUCACCUUCAACAUUGAGGCCAUUGGGUUUGGUAAAGGUGCUGCUCUGCCUGAUGUCAUGUGUCAACCUCCACCAGCCUUUCCUGGAAGCUUGGACAAUCUUGAGGCAGAAAAGCAGUCUUACAAUGUUGCAGUUUUAUAUAAGAGAACUUACUGCUUAUGGCAGGAUUUGAUCAAGGAGAAGAUGAAGAUUACAUGUUGGCCUUAAAACAAGAUCUUAGACGAACUAUGAAAAAAAUGCCUUAUUUUUUGGCAGUAGAGGAAGAUCAUGAAGGAAAGAUUGGUAAGAAUUACUGACAAGUCACCUGAAAUAUGAAGGUUGAGAUGAAGAUAAGUGAUUUACUGAUGUUGGCAUCAGAAGCAGAGCUGGAUUAGAAGCCAAAGCUUGAUCUUACUCUGCUUGACCUAAGAAUGUCUUUUGCUUAUACAUAAUUAAAAAUUAUCCACUUUUUUAUUGUUUGAUAGCAAUUAAUGCUUUGCUAUACUUGACAUCCAGUCAUACAUCAUAAUACUGUUAAAAUCCAAGCUUUCUGGUUGGAAAACUGAGCUGGGAAGAGUGGGAGCAGGGUAGGAAGACUUUAAUGUCUGUCUCCCUUGCUGUGGCAGUGUUGUAAAUCUAGCAGCCACAGGAGGUUAUUACUGUGAGAAAGGCUUCUUUUUAUUUGUGAUUUUUGCCUGGUUGUGUCAUCCUCCUGAGUGCAUAUUCUGAAUGUCAAGUCCUGUCACAGGAAAAUAGGAAAUACAACAUAGCAGGAAAUGCCACCUGUUGGACCCUGGGUCCAAUCCGUGCCAGAGGAAGUCGUUAAAAAGCUUAUAAAAUGUUUAAGAAAUCCAGAAUGGCCAAACACUGGAUAGUCUUUUCCUUGCUAUCUUGUGCUGAUGUUGAAUAACAAGAGCUGACUUGAACUCUAAAAUACAUGGUUUAAUUUCCACCCCAAAACCAUCAGAAUAUUUUCUGACUGAAUAUUCCUGAUGUCGAUAUGACAGAGGUUCAUUUUCCAAUCCCCUCUGAAUUCUUGAUAAUUUUUGUUCAUGGGGUAGGGGUUAAUUCUAGAGGUUUUUGAGGCUGCAUGCAGGUUUUUUUAUUAGGCUUUGAACAUAACUCUGAUUAACACACAUUAUUGAUUGUCCACUUGUUCUCACGCUAAAGCACUGAUUAAAAUGGAGCAGCACGCUGCAGUGCAAGCUGUGAACACUCUGCUGCCCAGAUGUUGUGGCUCACAAAAGGCAGAAUAUUUCCUCUGAGCUGCAUCUGGAGCCCAGCAGUCAGCAAGAUGCAGCAGGAAGCCGUACUGCAGCACAGGCACAGCCCAGGGUGGACCCUGGUGAUGCAGCCAGUAAUUGAGAGGUACAGUAAAAAGUAUCAGGACAAGGAGCAUGCAACAUGGACCCCAGAUUGGAGGAGGCUCCCAAGAGAGAUGAAGCCAAGGAAGAAGACCAAAAGAGCUUGCUUCUGCAGAAUUGUGAACCAGAUCCUUCAACAGCAGUUGGAGCUGGUAUUGGUUGUUCUUACAGGAAAAAACUUUUUUAUUACACAGCAUCAUACAUCAGGUGCAAAACCAAAAAAGGCAAAAAGCUCUGAGCCUAAAAGUAAUGUGGAUGUGUUGAAAAAAAUUGAGCAACUGGUAAAGGGAAAUCAUCAUCUCAAUUUAUUACACGAGACAUACUUUUCUAGACUUCAAGUCCAAUGGCUAAUGCUUGAUCAAUGGGGAGGAUGUGCUGUUGCUGUAACACAGGAUUACCUUGUAAAGGAGAUUGCCUUGUGGCAGGAGUUGGAAAAGAAGGAUGAUGAAGAAGAAAAAUCUGAAGAUGAGAAAGAAAAAACAAAAGACAAAGAAGGUGAAGAUAAUGAAGAAGCAGAAGAACCAGAGGAAUAUGAUGAAGAGGAGCAAGAAGAGGCAAAUGACUACAUUUCUUCGUAUUUUGAAGACGGAGACGACUUUGGUGCUGGCAGUGAUGACAACAUGGAUGAAGCAACAUACUAGCUAUUGUUGCUGGGUGGUAUACUGCUCAAGCCUUACAUUACCUGAAGUAGAAUUGUGGAGGUGCGCCAAGUAUCAACAGAACUAAUGCUUAAGCUCUGUUGGUUUUAAGUAUACUCUACAAAAACAUGUUGGACAAUUGUUUUUGAUUGCACUAUGCUGUAAAACAGGAUAUGGAAUCCUUUGUUUUGUUCUUUUGCCAAAUGUUUCACAGACAUGCUCCUUCUUAAGGCUUUCUGGAAUGCCUACUGGUGGAUUAAGUGAUAUGCCAUUGUAUUGCCUCUGCACAGAAAAGAAUGUAUGCAUCUCAAUCAAACUUGUGCCUAAGCAUUUGCACUAGUCAGUUCUACGCUUCAGCAGUCAAGUCUUGAAAAUAGGAAGUGAAAUUCUUGAUGAUUGCAGCAAAAACAGAGAUCUGGCCUUUAUGGACAUAAGCUGCUCGUAUUUGGGAACUACUUCUCCAAAGGAAUUUAUGUAACUUCUGAAUUCAGGUGACUAAAAAUAAUUAAUGACUAAGCACUUUAAUAUAAACUGACUUGAAAGUAUGAGAGUAUUUUGAAGAGCUAUUAUUCUAGUUAAAAGAACGAAUUAGUAUCUUGGUAAAAAGGGUCUGUAGUACUUACUUAACAAUGUGAAUAAGGUUUAGGAAUAAGCAUUAAGUAAUAAUUAAGGGUAAUUUCAUUUAGAAAGAAUAUAUGGCAGAAUUUUAAGUUCGAGAAAUACAGAAUCCUGGUUUUCACCAGUGGCACACAGAUCAGUGACAAGAAUGUCAGUCCUUUCUUUGCCUCAGUUUCUCCACCCCUAAAGGUGAUCCUAGCUUUCUUACCUGUUAAGUGAGAUGGCAGAUGAUAGGUACCUAUGUAACUGUUAAUGCAUUUAUUUACUUCCUAAAGACAGAAACUUAACAGACAGCAAAUUAAUACAAAAAAACCCCAACCAACCCAAACAGAAAACAAACAAACCCCCGUAAACAACUCAAAAACACAGGAAGAGAAUGCGAUGAAGUAUUUUAGUGCGUGAGGUUUUAAUUAGGAAAACAGGACAAGAAUGUUGAGAAUAGCAAAACUAGAAUGUUUGGAAAUACCCAUUUUACUUAGGAACUGACAGCUGACACGCAAACUUAUUCCUGUGAUUAUAUAGUUGAAGAACACAGUGAGAGCAUUCUCUGUGUCCUGUUGUCCUUUGCUGGUACAAAAUAUCAUUGGUCAGUGUUAAUAUAUUACUUUUGAUUAGGGUGUUUUGUUUUGGUGUUUGUUUUGUUGGGUUUUUUUUUUACUUUCUUAAAACAUUCUGUUCCUGAUAACCAGUGCUGUUAUCAGAUCUCAUGAAAGAACAGUUUUAAACCAAAACCAAUUCUUUUAUCAGCUAAGGAAGCUGCAGAAGUUUCCCUUCUGAGUCUGGUGUUAAGCAGUACCUCACUGCUGCCUGGAAAACAGUACUGUAUUAUUCUGUGAACUCCUGUAUGUAGUAAGUAUUUGAUCAUUAAGGUGUAGCAUUCAAGUGCUCUGAUACAAUACAUAUCAGAUGUAAAGGAAAUGGAACUAAAAUGCUAUGCAGGUCACACCCCAGAGGUAUAACAAUUUUAUUUGGAAGUGUUUGUAGCUAUACAAACAAUUUUUAAUAAAGAUUCUGCUGCAUUGCA